AUGGUGGCACUGAUUCCCCCACACUGCAGCCGGGCUUUGGGCAGAGAGGGCAAGGAUGUGGACUGGAAUAAAUGUACAGGUAGCUCUGGGAUAGCUGGAGGGGGAGUAACACUACAAAGCUGGGCCUGGUGUAAGAAGGAGGCGCUCGUCUGCCCAUCGUGCCAAUUCCGGUGCCUUCCCCGCCUGGGGCGGAUACUUGCACACUUCAGCCGUGCUGCUGCACUACUGCACCACGACAAGCUACCUCCUCCCUGGCCCCAGGGCCCCCAGCCCAGCGCCCUGCACCUCCUUGUGCCUGCAGCUUCUCCCAAGGGUGCUGUGCUGACAGCCACAGCUGGACCGCCUGUCUUGGCUCCGCAGCCCAAGGGGAAGGCGGGCACCAAGGGCAAGAAGCAGAUCUUCGAGGAGAACCGGGAGACGCUGCGCUUCUACCUCCGCAUCAUCCUGGGCGCCUCCGCCAUAUACGCCGUGGUGAACCUGGUCAUCUUCUCCUCCGCCGCCUCCGCCUGGACGUGGGUCGCGUUCGUCUUCAGCUUGGUGGUCUACGGCACCAGCUACCGGUCCAUGAACUCCAUGGCAAAGCCGUCUUUCACAGACGAUGGCAGCCUUGCCGACGGGGGAAUUGACCUGAAUAUGGAGCAGGGGAUGGCAGAGCACCUCAAGGAUGUGAUCCUGCUGACAGCUAUAGUCCAAGUGCUGAGCUGCUUCUCGCUCUACGUCUGGUACUUCUGGCUCUUGGCUCCGGGGCGCGCUCUCUACCUCCUGUGGGUGAACAUCCUGGGGCCCUGGUUCACAGCUGAGUCCUCACCUGCUGCUCAGGAGCCCAACGAGAAGAAGCAGCGCCGACAGGAACGCCGACAGAUGAAGCGCUUCUAGCCCUGGCUGAGGAUAGAUCAACACCCUCUCCCAUCUCCAUGCUGUUAUUUCAUCAGGGAUGCGACCAAAACCAAUCCAAAACCACCACAGUAGCUCUGUUGCCCUCCGUCACUGCUGCCAUUCUGCCAGGAAGGCUGCAAGAGACUUCCCCUGGUUGGGUCUUAGCACGGGCUGAGGCCUUGCUCCUUGGGCUGACAGGGGGGUGAUGCUGGGAUGUGUGUAAAUACCUUUUUAAAGCAGUGCUGUAUCGUGUUCAGCGUUGGGGAGUGCAAUGCUGGAGGAAAUAGUACAUUAAAGAGCAGAGUCUUAAUUGA
Ficedula albicollis (Collared flycatcher) is the source of this 1190-nucleotide messenger RNA. It is a transcript of the gene TMEM208, whose product is annotated as transmembrane protein 208. NCBI's taxonomy places the organism in Eukaryota, Metazoa, Chordata, Aves, Passeriformes, Muscicapidae. The coding region runs from base 1 to 876 and encodes 291 amino acids. Gene Ontology annotation, biological process: vacuolar protein processing. The record is from RefSeq and is a predicted model, not a curated record. Gene Ontology annotation, cellular component: intracellular membrane-bounded organelle. The transcript is spliced from 7 exons.